AUGAGCACAACUAUGAGUAAUAACAAGGAUCACAAGUAGCUCAACUACUUGUAUAAUAAAUACUUGGUCUGUCUCACUAAAAGACUAGAUCAGUAUGCUGAGGAGAAAACAAACCCUGACACUUAGGAGUAUUGCCCACAAGAAAAGGAAAAUUACUACAACUUCUAUAAAGAGCAAUUCAAAGUAGAAUAUGAAAAUUUGCUAAGGGUCGAUUCACUGCAUUAUUGA
Molecule: messenger RNA, 228 nt
Organism: Stylonychia lemnae
Lineage: Eukaryota; Ciliophora; Spirotrichea; Sporadotrichida; Oxytrichidae
Source: the annotation of a GenBank genome assembly